Nematocida major is the source of this 1725-nucleotide messenger RNA. RefSeq lists its product as uncharacterized. Bases 1 to 1725 code for a protein of 574 amino acids. The transcript has a single exon. The record is from RefSeq and is a predicted model, not a curated record. Lineage: Eukaryota; Fungi; Microsporidia.
AUGCAAGAAAAGAGCAGACCAGCCGAAGGUCCCAUGAGCCUCUCCAUAGAAGACGCCUGCAGGGAGGACAGUGACUUUCUGGAGAAGCACAAAAGCGUAUACGAGGCCAUGAAAGUUCUCAAAAAAGAGAUCGAGUCCCACGAGAGGAAGAAGAAGGCGCUGGAGCUGCAAAUAGAGAGGCUCCGAACAACCUUCACAGAGUACGUUCAGUCGAUAGAAGUGAUAGAAAAGUCAGAAAUCUACACGAGAGCUCUCCCCUCUAAGAGGCUAAACCACAGCAGAGUCCUGAAGAGUGCGCAUAUUUUCCUCCUUCCCUCGAUCUCCUCCUACACCUUCAUAGACGAGUCUCUCUCCUCGUACAUAAAAAAAGCCUGCGACGAGUACAAGCAGGCAAAGAUAAAGUACGACGCCCUGCAGGUCCUGCAGAAGGGGGCAGGUACUCCUGGGGAACCUGUAGAACUGGAGAGGAAGUUUCAGGCGUAUGAGAAGUUCGUUAAUUUCACGCAGUGUAAAAUGAGCUUCUCCCUCCAAACAAACAAGCUCACGCUGAUGCUUCUGAAGGCAAUUUUCACGGAGGUUGAGUCGAUGGAGAAAAUAUCCACAGAGCAUGCAGGAAUGUGUUUGAGCACGCAGAAGAUAAAGAGUCAUCAGUAUACGACGCUGGAGAAUGCGAUUUCUCCGCUGAUUUCUCGGGAGGUCUUGACGCUGAACGGGAUUGCCCCAGAGGAGAUCGAGAGGCAAAAGAGAAAAAUCAUGAACGAGCACCGGCCAGUGAACGAGGAAGGUCUUACGCCCGUGGGAGAGCCAAAGAUCAGCAGGAAGUUGAUACCUGAUAAAGUUGGGUUUCUGCUUUCAGGGAUACGGCAGCAGCACAUGGCAACAUUCUUUGCGAACUUUCAAAUUGGCGAGAGAGUAUUUCGGGGGAACUUCUACCUCCACCGGGGAAUACUCGUGAUUUCAGAGAUGGUCUUCGGGUGGAGAUAUGCAAUACAUCGGGAGGACGUGUACGUAUUUGUGCCGGAGUGCUCUUCUGUGAGGAUCCAGGCACAAGAUAUAGAAAUAACGGUAUUUUGCACGUAUAAAGACGUAUCUUCCCUGUGCAGUUGGUAUACGGGUUUUUUCCGAGUGGAGAGAAAAAGCGUCCUCGUGGGAAAAGUGGCGAGCUCUGUGGAGGUAGUAGUCGAGAGAAUGAUGGGGGCGGAUACGAAGGAGUGCCUGGAGAUCCUCGAGGGGAGGGGAUACUUCCUGCAGACGUGCCAGAUCAAGGAGAACCGCGUCAAGAAGAGAGUUUUCCUGAGGAGGUUCCAGCAGAGAGUCUUCUUCCGGGCGGAGUACACGGAAACGUGCGCAAUAGACGAGUUCACGGAGGGAGAAGCUACGAUAGUGAUACACUCGAGUCUCUGCCUCUUCCGGUGGAUUCCCACUCUCGAAAGCAUCUCCAAGUUGCACAUAAAGCAGGAGGAGGGAACUUCCACCGUGCACUUCUCCUUUGAAAAAAGCCUGAAUACGAGACUCCUCAGACCUGCUUCGGAGGCUGUGAUGCGCUCCAUAGUAACGACGCUCCAUCUCUCGGGAGUAUGCGGGGAGAAUAAGAGCGUAUACUACCCGAGAAUAGGCCUGAAGGAUCUGGUCUCCCUCAGCGCAGUUGUUGCCCUUCUCUCCUCCUUUGCAGUCUCAUCUGCUGCCGUGCGCCUUCUGAGAGAAUUUCUUGGCUGGCAGGCCUAG